Molecule: messenger RNA, 449 nt
Organism: Funneliformis caledonium
Lineage: Eukaryota; Fungi; Glomeromycota; Glomeromycetes; Glomerales; Glomeraceae
Source: the annotation of a GenBank genome assembly
AUGGCUAGUGAAUCUUCAAAUGUCACUAUAGCCAGUAAACCUUUAACCAGUACUUCUGAAAUUCAAACAGAUACUUUUAAGCCUUUCCAACUUGAAGUAUUUGCAUUAAAUUAUCUUCAAAAUCAAGAAAUUUUAACUAUUUUUACCAGAAUUCUGAAACUUAAUUCUUGCAAAACUGAACCAUCUCUUAUAUACCCUUUAUGUAAUUUAAUUAUUGAGCUAACUAGAGAAGAGGCAGUUCUCACUUCUAAAAAAUAUUAUUUUCAGAAAAAACAAACUGAUACUAGACAGAGUAAUGAGAAGUUCAUGAUUUUGCUAGAAUUAGUAGAAGAUGGUUCUCAUGGUAGACAAGAGAAUCAGUCAAAACAAGUCACUAUACAGGAUCAGGUGACAAGUUCAAUCAUAAUUGAGGAUGAUGAUAAUAACCAGUCUAAUUCUAUUAAUAAUAG